Tribolium castaneum (red flour beetle) is the source of this 1080-nucleotide messenger RNA. RefSeq lists its product as uncharacterized. Bases 38 to 1051 code for a protein of 337 amino acids. Gene Ontology annotation, molecular function: oxidoreductase activity; zinc ion binding. NCBI's taxonomy places the organism in Eukaryota, Metazoa, Arthropoda, Insecta, Coleoptera, Tenebrionidae. The transcript is spliced from 4 exons. The record is from RefSeq and is a predicted model, not a curated record.
AAUUAACAAUAAUUAACAAUAAACCAUCAUUCGCACGAUGAACGCACUUCGGUUUACUUCAAGUGGCAAAAGUGUGGCACUUGCCACAAUCCCCGUCCCUGAAAUAACCCACCCGAGAGAGGUUUUGGUCAAAGUGGCCUUCUCGGGGGUUUGUGGCACAGACUUGCACAUAAUUGGCGGGGAGUUUCCGUGCAGCCCCCAUGUAACCCUCGGCCAUGAAUUCUCAGGCACCGUGGUGGCGUUCGGCCCCCAGGUGACCACACUAGCCCCCGGAGACCUUGUAGUGGUUGAUCCGAACAGUGGUUGCCACAAAUGCCACUUUUGCUGCUCCGGCAAGCCCCAUUUUUGCCCAACUGGGGGUUUUUACGCCAACCUGGGGGUGAAAAACGACGGUGGUUGGGCCGAUUAUUGUCUCUGUUCCGUGGAACAAGUGCAUAAGCUGUCCAAAAUCGCCCUUAAAACAGCAGCUUUGGUGGAGCCCGUGUCGUGUGUGGCGCACGGGUGGGACUUGGUUUCGCCCCUUUGUGUCGGGGGGGAGGUCAUAGUCGUGGGGGCUGGGAUUAUAGGGAUUUUGUGGACGUGUUUGCUACACUUGCAGGGCCACAGAAACAUAACUCUGGUUGAAAAAAACCCAGCUAGAAGACAAUUAUUGAAUAAGUUGCGAGAAGAGUUGGGGUUCAAGCUCGUGGGGGCGUUGGAAAUGGACGAAAAGUUCGACCUGAUUGUUGAUUGUACAGGUCAUGGCCCUGCGAUUGAAUCCGGAGUCAAACUUUUGAAUUUCGGCGGGAAAAUGUGUAUUUUUGGGGUGGCGCCACCUAGUCAAAAGAUUGAAAUCUCCCCGUUUGAUAUUUACUUGAAAGAAUUGACAAUAAUGAGUGUGAAAGUCAAUCCGUUUUCGUUCCCCAAGGCUAUAGCUUUAGUCGAGGCGUUAUCCGAGCGAUACUUGGAUUAUGACAAACUGGGAGUGAAGCUUUUUAAACUGGAGGAAUACCAAAAAGCUAUCGAUUGUUUGAAAAAUGGGGAAAUAACUAAAGCUGUUUUUCAAAUUUAAGGAGGCAAUAAAAUUCUAUCUGAAACAAA